Molecule: messenger RNA, 2327 nt
Organism: Zootoca vivipara (common lizard)
Lineage: Eukaryota; Metazoa; Chordata; Lepidosauria; Squamata; Lacertidae
Gene: NECAP2
Product: NECAP endocytosis associated 2
Biological process (GO): endocytosis
Cellular component (GO): clathrin vesicle coat; membrane
Source: RefSeq, a predicted model, not a curated record
GGAGACGGCCAUUCCCCGAGCAGAGGUUGUCCGCAAAAGCGAACGGAGGCGAAGGAGGGGCCGCGGAGCCGGGAAGGCCUUUGAGUGGGCUCCGCUGCCUUGGCCGGCGAGGCUUUAUUUCGCUGCCGUCUUCGCCUUCGACACAAUAGGCAGGAGGAGCCUUGGAGCCGGAAACCCCCUCCCACCGCAGGCCGUGACGCAAAAGAAGGGUGACGGACGCUUCCGGUUUGCGCGCGUCCGCGCAUGCGACUCCGUGGGCGGAGAGCAGCCGCGCUUCCGGGUUCCGCGGAGUAGGCGAUCGAGAUGGCGGAGAGCGAGGAGUACGAAUCGGUGCUCUGCGUCAAGCCGGAAGUCCACGUCUACCGAGUGCCUCCGCGCGCCUCUAACCGGGGCUACAGCCCUGAGCAGCGGCGCUGUCUUCUCUCCCUGGUGCUAGAGCUGCGGAGUGGCAGCUGGACCAGCCAGCAUGGAGUGGGCGCAUGCGCAUAACGGCCAAAGGGAACGUGGCCUACAUCAAGUUGGAGGACAAGAACUCAGGAGAACUUUUUGCCCAGGCUUCUGUGGACCAGUUCCCCAGCAUUACUGUGGAGAGUGUGACGGACUCCAGCCGAUAUUUUGUCAUUCGCAUUGAGGACGGGAACGGGCGCCGGGCCUUCAUUGGAGUCGGCUUUGUUGACCGAGGUGAUGCCUUCGACUUCAACGUCGCUCUGCAGGACCAUUUCAAGUGGGUCAAACAGCAGAGUGAGCUGGCCAAGCAGGCCCUGAAUCCAGACCAGGGCCCCAAACUGGACCUGGGCUUCAAGGAAGGGCAGACCAUCAAGCUCAACAUUGCGAACGUGAAGAAGAAGGACGGCUCCUCGGCAAGCAGGCCCCGAGCAACAGGCUCUGGGGGCCCCAGCCUCAUCCCACCCCCUCCUGGAGGAAAGGCCUCCCUGACCGGGGAGCAGCUUUCAUCUGCUGCUGAGGCAGCAGAUGUCUCCAUCCCGUGGCCGCCUCCGCAGGCUUCAAAUUCUACAGCUACAAAUUCUACAGAAGCAGCUGCGGACAUCUGGGGAGACUUCACCAAAGCUUCUGGGUCUGCCUCCGGUCAGACUCAGCAGAGCUCCACCAGCUGGGUCCAGUUCUGAGCCCGAGCAUCUUGUGCUUCUCUGGUCUGGGGUGAAGGCCACGGAAGGACCCUUGUGGACCAAAGACGAAGCCACUUUGCCCUCGUGGUACAUCAUGAGAUCCCAGUUCUGGAUGUGCUUGGAUGUUUGCUUUGGGCAUUUUAUGGGAUAGGGAAGGUGGGGGUCAGCUGGGGCUGUGCAGAUCCUCUUCUCCCUUCCCCACCUCCAUCUACCCCCUCAGCAUUCGGGGGCCCUGAAAGGGGAGGGAGUUUUUUUUCUGGGUUCAGGUCACAGCUUAGGAACCUGGAACCCUGGAGUGGGAAAGAGGGGGCACAGCUGGGCCUGUCCAGAAAGAAAGAGGCUCCUUCCUCUCUCUUGCCUUUUUUCCUGUCUUGUGUGGUGUCUUAAUGGUAUUUCUUUGAUAUGCUUGCCUCACCUCGCCCCCUUACUAGCUUGGAGGGAUUUUGUGGCACGGCUGCCCCAGGAAACACACUCUGCACAUGGGCAAAGGCGGCUUUCCUUGCAGGAGGUGACUGGCAGCGCCCUCCCUUCGCAGCCCACCUUGUAAACUUGAAAUGGGCUUACCUGUCGCAUAUCUCCCCCUCGGAAUUUCCAGGGUGCCUUCCACACUGGAAGGACGCUGGGCCCCCUAUUCUGUCAUGUUGCUCUGCCUCUGAUGGUUGUGGUGGAGGUAGCAGUGCUGGGAGUGAGAGAAGAGUCAUCAGCUUGUUGCAGAGGCGGCGAGCAAUGUUGCCACGUCGAUGUCAUUUGAGGGCGGGGGUCCCUGGCUCUGCUUUGCCUUGUGAAGUGCCUUCUGUUUUUCCUUCUCUGCUAAAACUGGCCUUUUGAGCAGCAAGAGCAGUGGAACUCCUCACAUUCCAUAUUUGUGUGACUUUUAACGUGCGCGCACACACGACAAAUUACCCUUUUACUUUCGGAGAGACCUGGGUUUUUCUCCUUUCACAGGUGGUUGCCUGUGGUGCCUCAGAUGUUGUGAAGGACAAAAACUGCCCCCUGGGCCAUCUUAUGGAACCGGGUUUUAAUUCUCUUUUGAAAUACAGAUCUUUGUAUUCACUCCUAUCCUAUUUAUUCUAAGAUGAAGGCCUUUUACAGAACGUUUUCUUACUAUGAAACUCCAUAAAGUUUUUUCCUGCCUUUUGUUUUGUUAUUUUUGAGCUGGUUCCUUAUUAAAAAUGUAUAUGUAUAUUUAUCUGUAUAAAA